This is a messenger RNA of Postia placenta MAD-698-R-SB12, 1231 nucleotides long. RefSeq lists its product as hypothetical. The record is from RefSeq and is a predicted model, not a curated record. The transcript has 5 exons. Bases 1 to 1161 code for a protein of 386 amino acids. NCBI's taxonomy places the organism in Eukaryota, Fungi, Basidiomycota, Agaricomycetes, Polyporales, Adustoporiaceae.
AUGCCUUCCAUUCAUUUGCGCCCAUCAGACGAGACCAUCUCUUCUGCCAGCGCCUCCCCUGCCUAUCGCGGCGGCACACCAUCCCGCGAACCUCCGCUCCUUAAUUCGCCUGCACCUCAGGAUGAUGGUGCUGCUCUACAUGCGACCUCAACGGUGCCUCGGACCGUAUCUGAACGGCUGGAUCGCGCAGCGCGUGCACGACAGGCCCUGCAUGAUGCACUGGCACGCACAGAGGCAGUCCGUCAGACGCUUUCCGUCCGCCUGCCAGAGCUGCAGGUGGCGUUCGAGACAAUGCGCGCAGAGGCGCAGCCCACCCUACCCGAUUUGAAAUUAUGGAAGGUGACCCUGCGCCACAACGUGUGCUUCGAGACACCGCCGGCUCCCGCACGCCCCAAAACAUUCUCCCACCAUCACUCGCGGUCAGAGUCCGCGCUCGAGGAGCGAAUCGCCCAGAUUCGAAUGCAGGCUCUUCCUGCUUAUCCAUCGGUGCCUGCUGCCUCGGCUCCCGCAGGGUCUUCGCCCUUGCCAGUGGCUUCGUCAUUCAGUGACGGCGGUCCAGCCAACAAGCUGCGCCAGCCUUCGCAGAAGGGAGCGUGGUAUGUGGAUGCUAUUGAGACGAAGAAGCAAAUAGCGGUACCGGAACGUCGCUUACCAGCAGCGCGCAAGCCGAUUGGACAGAACAUUGCAGGCCCAGCCCCUCCAGACAGGGCACCCAAGGUCACAAUGCCGGGCAAGGUAUCCCGCAGGGUGUCCGCUGCUCGGACAAGACGAUCUACACUGCUCUUUAGGCAGGAUGGCGUGGAUGAUGAAGUCGACAAGAUUGUUGAGACCAUCGAGAACGGCUCGCCCUGGUACGAAGGCAGCACAGCCAUACCUGGGUCGAGGGCCAGACUACUCGGUGCACCGUCAUCCAUGGUGAAGAGGACGAAUGCCCAGCAAACUGAGGCCUCGGUCGACAAACGUGACAGUCCUUCCAACACAGAUGACAAGAAGCAACUGUACUCGGGGGCCGAGCAUAAUUUGGACGACGAACCAUACUACGAAGGACACAGUGUAACUUUGAGAGACAUCCUCAUCAAGGCGGGGACCGGAGAUAUCACUCAAUUGAACCUGAUGGAGGGCGACGACGAACCAGAGGACGAGACAUUCCAAUGGGAUUAAGAGGCUGUACGAUGCGCGGAACUUAAUUGUAUCGCGCGGCACACCAGAUCGUCUGGCUGCGUUGAGGCCA